GAAAGACUGGAAGACGAGCGCCAACGCCCGAACUCGGAACAGAGUCCCGUCACCGUCCAAAAACCGUCAAGCCUUUUUGUUCGCCUGUCGUCCAUCCUUCCUUUUUCUCUAUCUCGCUUCUCCUCUUUUCCCUCACCGCCGGACCGAUCGGGAGGAAGAAGAAGAAACGAAAGAUCCGAGCCGAGCUAGGGUUUCUCCCCGCUCGCCAUGGCGUGCAUCAAGAGCGCCCCGCGAUCCGCCCUGGCGGCCUUCGCCCCCGACGCGCCGUACCUGGCGGCGGGCACCAUGGCCGGCGCCGUCGAUCUCUCUUUCAGCUCCUCCGCCAACCUCGAGAUCUUCAAGCUGGACUUCCAGUCCGAAGCCCAGGAGCUCCCCGUCGUCGGCGCCUGCCCCAGCAGCGAGCGCUUCAACCGCCUCUCCUGGGGCAGGCCGGGAUUCGCCUCCGAGGAGUACUCCUUGGGUCUCGUGGCCGGCGGCCUUUGUGAUGGCAGCAUCGGUGUUUGGAAUCCCCUCAAAUUGAUUAGGUAUUUGAACAAGUCACUUUCAGACAGUCCAGAUAAUGCUUUCGUUGCAAGGCUUGAGAAGCACACAGGACCAGUCCGGGGCCUUGAAUUCAGUGUGCAUGCACCAAAUAUGCUUGCUUCUGGGGCUGAUGAAGGGCAACUUUGCAUAUGGGAUCUGGUGAAUCCUACAGAGCCUAAUCUCUUCCCACCUCUGAAGAGUGUUGGCUCUGGUGCUCAAACUGAAGUUUCUUUUGUGUCAUGGAAUCCCAAGUUUCAACAUAUAUUAGCAUCCACUUCUUACAAUGGGAUAUCAGUUGUCUGGGACUUGAGGCAGCAGAAACCAGUUACAAGUUUUUCAGAUUCAAGUAGAAGGAGAUGCUCUGUUUUACAAUGGAAUCCUGACAUUUCCACCCAACUAAUUCUGUCAUCUGAUGAUGACAGUUCACCAUCUUUGAGAGUUUGGGAUGUGAGAAAAACAAUAUCACCAUUAAGAGAGUUUGUGGGACAUACAAAAGGUGUCAUUGCUAUGUCAUGGUGUCCUAAUGACAGUGGAUUUUUGCUCACAUGUGCCAAGGACAAUAGGACUAUUUGUUGGGAUACGGUUACUGGGGAGGCUGUAUGUGAAUUGCCUGCCAGCAACAACUGGAACUUUGAUAUUCACUGGUAUCCAAAAAUCCCCGGUGUCAUAUCAGCAUCAUCUUUUGAUGUAAAAAUUGGCAUAUACAACAUUGAGGCUUGUAGCAGGUUGGUUGUUGGGGAGGGCGAGUUUGGUGCGCCAGCAAAAUUGAGAGCUCCAAAGUGGUUGAAGCGUCCAGCUGGUGCAUCUUUUGGUUUUGGAGGCAAGCUUGUUUCUUUUCAUCCUAGUCCAUCAACACUAGGUGCAUCCUCCUGUACUUCUCAGGUUUAUGUGCAUAAUUUGGUUACUGAGCAUAGUCUGGUUAGCCGCUCCACUGAUUUUCAAGCUGCAAUGCAGAAUGGAGAGAAAACUUCUUUGCAAGCUUUAUGCAAUAAAAAGUCUCAGGAUUCUGAAUCUGAGGAUGACAGAGAAAUCUGGGGUUUUUUAAAAGUCAUGUUUGAGGAAGAAGGAACAGCUAGGACCAAAUUGCUUGCUCAUCUUGGUUUCAGUGUACCUAAUGAAGUCAGUCUAAAUGCACUUGAUGAUCUUGGCAAACUAACAUGCACUCUCAGUCUUGAUGAGCAGACAACAAAUAAAGGUGGACUGAUGGAAGGUGGAGAAGGAAGUGCAUUCACUAUGGAUCAUGGGGAGGAGUUUUUCAGCAAUCCCCAACCUUCUGGGGAUAGUUUAGUUACUGAAGAAGUCAACUCUUCUAAUGGUAAACAAGUACUAGCAGGACCAGAAGAACAUCAGGAAAGUUCUGACUCUUCAUUUGAUGAAAAUAUUCAACGUGCUUUGGUUGUUGGAGACUACAAGGGAGCAGUUCUACAGUGCAUAUCUGCAAAUAGAAUGGCUGAUGCAUUGGUUAUUGCUCAUGUGGGCAGUCCUUCACUAUGGGAAAGUACUUUUGAUCAGUAUCUUAAGAAGAGUCAUCUACCAUAUUUAAAGAUUGUUUCUGCAAUGGCGAGUAAUGAUCUAAUGAGCCUCGUGAACACCAGGCCGCUGAGUUUGUGGAAAGAAACACUUGCUCUUCUGUGCACGUUUGCACAGAGAGAUGAAUGGACUGCCCUGUGUGAUAAACUUGCUACAAGACUAUUGACUGGUGGUAACACACUUGCUGCAACCCUCUGCUAUAUAUGUGCUGGAAAUGUUGACAGAACUGUAGAAAUUUGGUCAUGCAACUUGAAAGCCGAACAAGAAGGAAAAACUUAUGUUGAUCUUCUUCAGGAUUUGAUGGAGAAGACCAUAGUCCUUGUAUUUGCAACAGGACACAAACGGGUUAGUGCUUCUUUAUCUAAGCUUGUUGAAAGUUAUGCUGAACUGCUAGCCAGUCAAGGGCUUCUUGCAACUGCAAUGGAAUACCUAAAACUGUUGGGGUCAGAUGAAUCUUCACACGAGCUUGCCAUCUUGCGGGAUCGCAUUGCACUCUCUGAUGAAGGUGGUCAGUUCAACAUUAUUAUUCUUUUGACAAAAUCAGAGAGAGAAACCAAAUGUUAUCCUUAUGAGAGCAGUGUACAGCAAGUGAAUUCUAUGUAUGGUGCAGAACAGUCCAGUUUCAGAAGUGUCGACAGUUCUCAACACUACUAUCAGGACAAGUUGCAGUCCCAACAACAGCAGAGCAUUCCUGGUAGUCCAUAUGGUCAAGGUUACCAGCAGUCUUUUGGUUCUUCUUAUAUGGUGUAUCAGCCGACGCAACAAACGCAGCAGUUCCAAGAGUACAUCAAUCCUGUGCCAUUUCAACCAGCACAAUCUCCACAGAUGUUUCUACCAUCACAGGCACCACAGGUUCCGAAGCCAAGUUUGGCCCCUCCCCCUGUCAGUACACAGCCUGCAGUGAAGCCCUUUGUUCCUGCAGCCCCCCUACCUAUGAGAAACGUGGAACAAUAUCAGCAACCCACCUUAGGUGCUCAGCUAUACUCGGGAGUUGCUUCCCUUGCAUAUCAAUCUGUACCACCAGAACCUGGUUCAUCUCAAGCAGCCAAUUUUCCUGGCAACAAGUUUGCUCAAGUUAUGGCACCUAACCCAGCGCCCGGGAGUUUUAUGCCAGUUACUACUCCAGGUUUUGUUCCAAGGCCUAGUGCGAGUCCUGUCCAACCUUCAAGUCCAGCCCAACCAUCACAAGUACAACCAGCUGCUGCGCCUCCAGCUCCUCCACCUACAGUGCAAACUGUUGAUACUUCAAAUGUAACCGCUGAGCUGAGACCUGUUGUCACAACAUUGACAAGACUAUUCAAUGAAACAUCAGAAGCUCUUGGAGGUUCACGUGCAAAUCCAUCUAAAAAACGGGAGAUUGAGGAUAAUUCAAGGAAAAUUGGGUCUCUGUUUGCGAAACUUAAUUCUGGAGAUUUAUCUCCUAAUGUUGCAUCAAAGCUUCGUCAGCUCUGCCAGGCUUUGGAUUCUGGGGACUUUGUUGGGGCCUUGCAAAUCCAGGUGCAAUUAACAACAAGUGAUUGGGAAGAGUGCAACUUCUGGCUUGGAUCGGUAAAGAGAAUGAUCAAGACUCGGCAGGCUGUGAGAUUGAAAUAAAGAAACCCGAUUGCAACACCAUCAUUGGGGCUGAUCCAUUUUCGUGUAUGCAUCAUAUUCUGCACAUAUUCCUAAGAGGAUCUUGUGUUUAGAUCCCUGAUAAUCUGUCGCACAUGCUUCUCAAACAACUCUGGAUACAACAGGCAUAUUUGAUUGAACAUAGGCGUAUUCCAUUGUCAUAGGCUUGGGUUCUCACUUAUGUUUGUUCUCUUUCACCAGAUUUCCUCCAGCUUAAGGAGUUCUACAGUCGCUAUUUUAACAUUAUAGCUGCAGUUACUGCAAAUUAUAUAGGUCAUUUACGGAUCUUGGGUUUGUUUGGCAUUCUUGACAGAACAAGUUGAUCCUGUUUUAUUCUUAUGAGCUUAUUGUAAGCAUCUAAUGUUGGGGUUGUAAUUGCAUUUGCACCCUGUUGCAAAUCAGCUAUUUCUGUCAUCCACCAAAACACUAAGGUUGAGAUUGCAUGCUGAUGGCUUUGUUUUUCUAUUCCUUUCUUUUCAGACAAUUUUACUAUGAGACAUUCAAUGGGC
This is a messenger RNA of Phoenix dactylifera (date palm), 4172 nucleotides long. The record is from RefSeq and is a predicted model, not a curated record. NCBI's taxonomy places the organism in Eukaryota, Viridiplantae, Streptophyta, Magnoliopsida, Arecales, Arecaceae.